AUGCGGCUGACGCGGGAUAACAUUGCAUCGAAGCUCGUCCGUGUCUUCUACGACUUCAACGUCGGCCCAAUGGAGACGCAGAGCUUCUCUGGCGGGACACUGGGAGAUUCGACCUCAUCAGAGCUGAUCACCACAACGGACUACCCUGCGGAUGCGCAGGAACACGGCAGCGCCGACGCCCCUGCCCAGUAA
This is a messenger RNA of Parastagonospora nodorum SN15, 192 nucleotides long. RefSeq lists its product as hypothetical. The record is from RefSeq and is a predicted model, not a curated record. The transcript has 2 exons. Bases 1 to 192 code for a protein of 63 amino acids. Lineage: Eukaryota; Fungi; Ascomycota; Dothideomycetes; Pleosporales; Phaeosphaeriaceae.